This is a messenger RNA of Malurus melanocephalus (red-backed fairy wren), 1631 nucleotides long. RefSeq names its product thiamine transporter 2-like. Gene Ontology annotation, biological process: transmembrane transport; vitamin transport. Gene Ontology annotation, cellular component: plasma membrane. The transcript has 5 exons. NCBI's taxonomy places the organism in Eukaryota, Metazoa, Chordata, Aves, Passeriformes, Maluridae. The coding region runs from base 1 to 1482 and encodes 493 amino acids. Gene Ontology annotation, molecular function: thiamine transmembrane transporter activity. The record is from RefSeq and is a predicted model, not a curated record.
AUGGGCUGYUGGAAGAAAGAGAAAACCAACAACUGGGCUUUUCCCACCCUGAUCCUCUGCCUCUAYGGAUUCUUCUACAUGAUGAGGCCAUCAGAACCAUUCCUAACACCCUACCUAACAGGACCAGAUAAAAACCUGACUACAGAUGAGGUUACAAACCAGAUUCUCCCAGUUUGGACAUACUCCUACCUCGCUCUCCUUUUCCCAGUGUUCCUGUUCACAGACUACGUGCGCUACAAGCCCGUCCUCCUCCUGCAGGGCAUCAGCCUCAUCAUCACCUGGAUCCUGCUGCUCUUUGCACAAGGAGUGAUGGCCAUGCAGGUGGUGGAAUUCUUCUAUGGGAUGGUGACAGCCUCUGAGGUGGCCUAUUAUGCCUACAUCUACAGCGUGGUCMACRCCSAAYACUAYSAGAGGGYCACCARCUACUGCAGRARYGUCACCMUGGUGKCAGCCACUSUGGCYGCYSUGCUGGGACAGCUGCUGGUGUCYBUAGCASAMAUCUCCUACYWCUACCUCAAYGCCAUCASCUUGGUUUCYGYRUSCCUGGCRUUCCUGUGCUCACUGUUCCUGCCCAUGCCCCAGGAGAGCAUAUUCUUCCACAGGAAAGACGCUGCCAAGCCUCCUCCAGGGCCUGACAAAAGGGUGGUUCCGGACACUUCCCCCAGGCUCUCGAGCUCCUCACAGGGCAACAGCUUCGAUGCUGCUGCCAUGGGCGUGACCCCCUGGCACCAGGCUGCCGAUGCCAGGUCCCACAGUGCCAUGCUCAGCGUGCUGCUGCAGCUCAGCAAGGACCUGUGCCRUUGCUACAGCUCCCACAAACUCCUCUACUGGUCCCUGUGGUGGGCUCUGGCCACAGCCGGCUUCAACCAGGUCGUGAAUUACGUCCAGGUGCUGUGGGACUUCCGAGCACCCUCUCACAACUCCGCAGUGUACAACGGAGCUGUCGAAGCAAUAGCAACGUUUCUGAGUUCAGUAGCAUCUUUCCUAGUACAAUAUGUGAAGAUUAACUGGGACCAUUUUGGAGAACUGGCUUUAGGGAUCUUCUCUGCAAUAGAUGCCGGUUGUCUGUUUCUCAUGCACUUUUCUACCAACAUCUGGGCAUGUUAUGCUGGCUAUCUCAUCUUCAAGGCAUGCUAUAUGCUCCUCCUGACAAUAGCAACGUUCCAGAUCGCCGUCAAUCUGAGCAUGGAACGYUAUGCCCUGAUGUUUGGAUUCAACAACUUCAUUGCCCUGCUGAUUCAGACCAUUCUCACAAUUGUUGUUGUAGAUUCAAGGGGCCUGGGAUUGGACAUAGUGACUCAGUUUUUAAUUUAUGGCAGCUACUUCGCAGUCAUACAUGGGAUUUUCAUGAUCAGAAGCAUUUGUGUGCUGSUCUCACACAAAUGCCAAAGGAAAACAGCGAGAUGUUGCACAGAGCAGCUGAACCAGGCUGAGCACGAGGCAAGAGAGCAGAUUGUCACAAGCUUCACGACACGGCUGUAGGAGGCAGGGCAGCAGGCUCCUUGGCCAGGCCCUCCUGGGAAAAGGGCUCCCAGCAGGGAAGAAGAGCAGCAUGCAGGGAACAGCAGUGCAAGAAGAACGUUCAGCUCAGUGCUGAAUCAUUCCAGCACUUCAGCACAACAUAUGCCAGC